AGAGCACCCAGCACUCCGUUCUCCCCAACAGCCAGGAUCUUUUUCUCAGCCUGACUGAAGUACCCUCCCAAGCUAAUAUCCAAGACCAUGACCCCAUGGAAGGGACCUCAGCAGCUGCAAAUUCUUCAAGCCUCCCUCCUCCGUCCCGAAGGCUUUCACAGAUAAGGCGUUGGAAAAAGAAGACGCGAGACGAUAUGUUCGCAGAAAUCGUGGAAUCCACCCGCAGUGACAGAGCUCAUCUGAAUGAGUGGAAGGACACGGUUUCAAAGUAUAGGAAAGAAGCCAGUGAACGUGAGGACAUGAGGGACCAACGUGAGGAAAGGAGAGACGCUCGAGAUGAGAGGUGGCGGCAGGAAGAUCAGAGGAGGCAGGAUGCAACGCUGGGGCUGCUGCGUGAGCAAACAGACAUGCUCCGGCGUCUGGUGGAGCUUCAGGAAUGGCAGCAGGAUAACAGAGUGCCGCUAUAGCCCCUGUAUAACCCUCCCUCCUCCCUCACCAUGUUCCAUAGCCUCCUCACCCAGACGUGUAAGAACGCGGGGGGCGGGGAGAGGCUCUGUACACCUUCCCAUUCCACCCCAGUGGACAGCCCAAGCAAAAGGCUGUCAUUUUUUUAACCUUUUUUUAGUGGCCUUUUCCUUCCCGCCGAUCCUCCUCCCAAA
Malaclemys terrapin pileata is the source of this 659-nucleotide messenger RNA. RefSeq names its product matrix metalloproteinase-2-like. Lineage: Eukaryota; Metazoa; Chordata; Testudines; Emydidae. The coding region runs from base 96 to 467 and encodes 123 amino acids. The record is from RefSeq and is a predicted model, not a curated record. The transcript has 2 exons.